AGGUAUUGGGUUCAAUUCCUGAUCGGUCAAGGAUUUUUUCGGGUUGGAAACUUUCUUGACAUGCCUUGGGAUAAGUAGUGGGCCUGAAGUAUCGGCUAGAAUUAGGCUUGGGUUUGCUCAGCUGCUUGAACUCGGAAACGAUAGAAUCGUGGCCGGGGAUCUGAUAAAGUGGGAAUUCCCUUGUAAAUUUGUGGCUAAUACUGACAUAGGUAUUGGGUUCAAUUCCCGAUCGGUCUAGGGUCUUCCCGGGUUGGAAAUUCUCUCGACAUGCCAUGGAAUAAAUACGAUCAGAUAAUGGCUUAUAUUGUUCUUUCGAUUAGUAAUCUAUGUCUGCGAGAUAACCAGUCCGUUUUCCUUUCAAUUUCAAUUUACAUACUGGUUAGUUAAUGAAAAAUAUAAAUACCGUAAUAUAAUAAUUAUCAAUAAGAUAACUCGUCCCGCUCAAACCUCUGUAGGGGAAUGAGGUGGGACCAUCAUCAUUUGAAAAAAAAAUAAUACACUUGGUAUAGCCAGUUUCCAACAUUUCGAUUUUCUUUCUGUAGAACGUCUAAGUCUUUGACAUAUGCCUCAGGGCAAUGCUGUAGACUGCCUAUUGAACAUAGGAGUGUGGUAAUGGAUCCACGUUUCAUCCAUUGUCACAAAACGUCGAAAGAAGUCCACUCGAUUACGCUUGAACAACGCCAAACCGGCUGUUGAAUCAUCAACGCGCCGCUGUUUUUGGUCGACGGUCAGCAAACGCGGCACCCAUCGCGCGGAGAGCUUUUUCAUGUCCAAAAGGACGUGCAAAAUGUAUCCCACUCGUUCUUUUGAAAUGGCUACGGCCUCAGCUAACUCGCGCAACUUCACUUGACGAUCGUUCAAAUCGACUCGUUUUGAACGAGAACUUAUUUUACGAUUUCUGAAUUCGUAACCUCUAUUGGCCUUCCAGAGCGAGGUGCAUCUGCGGUGCUUGUACGGCUGAUUUUAAAUCCACUAAACCACCGAUAAACUGUUGUUCUAGAAGGAGCAGGAGUGGAGUGGUUCUUCGCUUCGGAUCCUUCGCUCUUCUGGGACUUUGUGAAAAAACGAAGAUCAUUCACUCGUAUUCCAUACCAUGUUAAAUAUGCAGAAUCUCAUGCAAGCUCAAAUGCAGAAGCAGCGGAACUUUUUGCUGCAUUUUUUGAGAGUGUGUUCAGCAAAGUGUCGCCCGUUAGUCGUCGCAAUUGCUUUACUAACAUUCCAUCGUAUGAUAUCCCAUUCCCAGUUUUGCAAUUCACCAUUGAAGACGUGAAGAAAUGUUUUGAAGAACUUGACACCAAGAAAAUAUCGAGUGCCGAUGGAAUACCUCCCUUACUUCUUAAGAACUGCUCUUCCACCUUGGCGACGCCCAUCGCAUUCAUACUCAACCGUUCACUGCGCGACCGAACGUUUCCGGCUGCAUGGAAACGCGCCUCUAUUGUUCCGAUCCAUAAAUCCGGAAACUGCAUUUAUGUCAGCAACUAUCGUGGCAUAUCAAUACUGAGCUGUCUGAACAAGGUCUUCGAAAAGCGAAAAGUGCAUAAGGCAUUGUACAACGUGUCAGCUCCAAUCAUCUCUGAUACCCAGCAUGGCUUCAUGAAGCUUCGGUCUACUACAACUAAUCUGAUGUGUUACGUCACCGCUGUAUCUCGUGAAAUAGAAAUCAGGCGGCAAGUAGACUCGGUGUACAUCGAUUUUGCGAAGGCAUUCGACACUGUUCCGCAUAUCCUUAUAAUCAGCAAGAUGAAAUACAUGGGAUUUCCCGAUCGGUUUAUGGAGUGGCUGUGGUCAUACUUAUCGGAUCGUUCCGCUUAUGUGGUGGUUAACUCUUCACAAUCUAGACCAUUCAAUAUUACGUCUGGCGUACCUCAGCUUUCUUUUGCCGACGAUCUCAAAUUCUAUCGGAGUAUUACCUCGCCUCUGGAUCAUGCCGCCUUGCAAGACGAUAUAAACCCUGUGCUGAUAUGGUGUGGCGAUAACGGUAUGCGUGUAAAUAACAACAAAUGCAAGAUUAUCACCUUCAGUCGACGUUGUAACCCUGCCUACCACGAGUAUUCCAUGGAAGGAAAACCGCUUGAUUGAGUCAAAUCCAUCUGCGAUCUAGGAGUGACCAUCGACGCUAAACUCAGGUUCAACGAACACAUAGGAAUCAUGGCCGCCAAAGCUUUUUCUGUUGUUGGAUUUAUCCGUCGACACGCUUCCGAUUUCACCGAUGUUCACGCAUUAAAGACAAUAUACUGUUCUUUGGUGCGCUGUAUAUCUGGAGUAUGCUGUCCCUAUCUGGUGCCCGUAUCACACAUCGCAAAUAAUCAUCAUUGAACGCAUACAGAGGAAGUUCAUACGGUUUGCACUACGUCAUCUUCCAUGGAAUGACCCUGUUAACCUUCCUCCAUACUCCGACCGUUGUCAGCUGAUCGACCUGGGGACGAAAUCUAGCAGAAGGGGGUACAUGCAGCGCUUAUUCGUCUUUGACAUGCUACGAGGCUACAUUGACUGCUCUGAACUUUUGGAACAAAUCCCAUUCUGCGUUCCACCGCGUCAUUUCCGGAGUUCUUCGGUUUUGGCACUUCUCCGUCACAGGACCAAUUAUGGUUACAACAAUCCGUUCGACUCGUGUCUUCGUGCAUUCAAUAAUGUGAGUGAUGAGUUCGAUAUGAAUCUGUCCGAAAGCUCGUUUCAAAGAAGGAUUAGGAAUAUUGUAUAAUUUAAGUAGUUUAAGUAAAGUAAUAUUUUCAGUCUGUACGGCUAGGGCGAAGACGGUGAUAAAUAAAUAAAUAAACAUUUCGUCAACUGCAUUGAUUGUUCAGGAGUUUUUCCUUUAUAAAAGCAAUGUGGUCAAAAUACGAUAUUCCCCUUUUUCCAUUUUCUAUACGAAUUCUCAGGAAAUGACUUA
Molecule: messenger RNA, 2890 nt
Organism: Toxorhynchites rutilus septentrionalis
Lineage: Eukaryota; Metazoa; Arthropoda; Insecta; Diptera; Culicidae
Exons: 2
Coding region: 1594-2079 (161 amino acids)
Source: RefSeq, a predicted model, not a curated record